Dichotomopilus funicola is the source of this 789-nucleotide messenger RNA. RefSeq lists its product as uncharacterized. The coding region runs from base 1 to 789 and encodes 262 amino acids. Lineage: Eukaryota; Fungi; Ascomycota; Sordariomycetes; Sordariales; Chaetomiaceae. The transcript is spliced from 3 exons. The record is from RefSeq and is a predicted model, not a curated record.
AUGGGCCCCCCUUAUGAUCCUUCGAUACCAAUCACGAUUCCUGCGGACCACCAGCGGGUAAUCGCGGGUUUGUGCGGUCUCAACUUUGGCAGCUAUGCUGAUCGCUUUGCUGCGCAGUCCGCCAACAAUGAGCGGGUCCAGGCCAGACACUCGGAUGACCCGCCGUACGGCAAUGUCAAUCUCUUUCGGACCGCCUCGGACAUCGCUCAGCAUGACAAGUACAAAGAUGCGCAGACGAUGGUGAAUUCUGCCACCACAGCCGUCAAAGUGGCCAUGAAAGAUGCAUCUAAGAAUGGGACGGCGACGGAUCCCGAUGUGUUUUUCGAGGUAGCGGACGCACAGAGAAAACAUCAGGGUGCCCAUCUUAGCGAGGCCGAUGGCCGAUUGCAGUGCUUAGAACUACGCCCUGACGGAUACAGCGGGCCACAGGACUUGAAAACACAUCUCGUGCCGAUCCGUAACUCUCUGAACACAGCGGUCACCGCGGAUGCUAAGGCGAGACGUUAUGAAGAGUUGGCGAUCCGCAACCAGUUGCAGCAGCAAUCCCGUACAUACGCCGAAAACCCGCAGCUCGGCGUGGGUUAUGUUGAUCGACCUCCCAGUUCCUCCACGCUGCACUCUUCCCAGACUUCCCUGGUUUCGAGCCACGCGUCUGGAGCAACCCCGCCUCCUUUUGCGGAAGGUUCCAGUAUCAAGCGCCGAUGCCAGUAUAAGAGCUCGCAACACGGGAAGCAGUGCCCCCAGUACACUAAGGAGGUGUUCUGCCGGAACCAUCGUUCCCAGGGUUGA